AAGGGAUUCUAGCUGCUUUUAUAAAUCCUCGCAGAAGAAGUCAUUCGUUCUUUCAAGAUGGCCGAACAACAAGUUGAAACAGCGAUUCACCCAACUGUUUACAAGGGGGAUGCCCUUAUAACACCCCUUUGUGAAGGCACUAAUAAAUACAAGUGCAAAUUCUGCAGCAAGGUGGGGGACUAUGGCCAUAUUGCGGCACAUCUGCAGACCCAUAGGAGAACGGCUGUUAAACAUGGAGGAUUCGCAAUGUACAGGUGCAAUGGGGUGUGUUGCAAAUCGCCACAUUUCCACUGCUGCUACUGUGGGGAGUUCAGAACCCAGCCCACUAUUAUGAAUCAUGUUCAGAAGUGCGCAGUGGCAGCCUGCAGUGUUGGAUCGCUUCGCCAGACCGCCACUGUCUCCUCCUCAGCCUCCACGGUGGCCUCCUCAGCCUACCCUGUCACCUCUGCAGCCUCCCAAAUUGCCACAGCAUCUGUAGCCUCCACUCCACUCCAAGCCAUCAGUCGCAGCAAAGUAGUCCAGUCAAGGGCCAAAAGGACAACAUGCCCUUUGUGUAAAACUGAAUUAUAUAUGAAAAACCUCAAGACCCACAUGGAUCGACGUCACUCAUCAUCUGUUCCUGAUAUUACUUCUAAUCACCAUCUUCCAUCCCAAUGCUUAGACCUCAAAAAGGGCAUUUUUGCUGUUGGAAGAACAUUUUCUGGGCUGUGAAACCCCAUUCAUGUACAGAAGUUCACCUGGGGAAACAGCCACCAAGUUGUUUGUGAGCUUGAAAAUUGCAAGCAGGCAUCAGAAUUUUCCAGAAGAAGUAACUUAUUAGGGUUUGAGUGUAUUCAUGUUAGGUCUCUGAUAUACUGUCCUACUUCAUCCACACCAGACGUCACACUGAAGGAGGAAGUUCUGUCAGAUAUGGUUGGGAAGAAAUGGAUUUCUGACAACACAAAAAGAAUGUGUCUAGUCAGAAAGGAGAAAGCUGAGUCUGAAAACAGCCCACUGAGUAAAGUGGUGACAUUUUGCAGUGGCGCAUCAAGAGUUUAUGUGUCAGUACUUGAAACAUGCACCUCAUAUUAUUCGCGGUUAGGGAGAGUGUCUGUAUGUUAUGACAUAAAAAGAAAUGCUUGGCAGUGUCCAUGCUCAAAGCCAAAGAAUUCCUGUGCUCAUAAGUCCAUAGCAAAAUGGCACUUGAAUCAGACCCGACCUGAACUCUUCCUAAAGGUCCGAAGUACAGACAGUGAUGUGUUUGAGACCUUUGUUGAAUCUGAUCCUGAAGGCCACAGUACUGAGGACAUUCUCUAUCCACCUGAGGGAGCCGCUUUGACAUCACUUGUUCUUUACUUGUUGGACCACAAGAAAUUACCAGCUGUUCUGUCAACGGAUGCAUGUUCACCGCAGAACAUGGAGACACUGCCAAAGCGCCUCAUACCUCUUGAGAACGUUUGCACUGUUUGCCCAGGAAAAAUUCGUCUGUCGGAUCCUAUGCCGAUAACUCAUAAAGCCAACAUAGUGACAUUCACUGGCAUAGUAAAGGGUAUGUUUAGUUUAUGAAUAUAUUAGUGAUACUUCCGCUGGCCAUCCAUAUGCUACAGUAAAUGUUAUUUUGUUAAGUAUAGCAGUCAUUCACUAUUCAUUUAUAUGCUGUAUAUUGUCUUUUUUACACACACGCACUAUCGUAUACACACACAGAUAUAUAGACAUCUGUAAAUCCCAUCACUAAUACUUUCUUGUAUUUUCUCAGAUGUGUCCACGUACUGUAAAAGGUGUGGGCUUUGUGGACAUUUCUACCGAUAUCAAGAAUGGACAAAUGUUUGUUUAAUAAAGACUUUCCUCUUUGUA
Molecule: messenger RNA, 1833 nt
Organism: Gymnodraco acuticeps
Lineage: Eukaryota; Metazoa; Chordata; Actinopteri; Perciformes; Bathydraconidae
Exons: 4
Coding region: 58-711 (217 amino acids)
Source: RefSeq, a predicted model, not a curated record